Messenger RNA from Rhizopus microsporus ATCC 52813, 1315 nucleotides. RefSeq names its product UDP-Glycosyltransferase/glycogen phosphorylase. Bases 81 to 1205 code for a protein of 374 amino acids. The transcript has a single exon. The record is from RefSeq and is a predicted model, not a curated record. Gene Ontology annotation, molecular function: UDP-glycosyltransferase activity. Lineage: Eukaryota; Fungi; Mucoromycota; Mucoromycetes; Mucorales; Rhizopodaceae.
CACGUGGGAUAAUUAAUCACAUUCUAUAACAAAUAUUAAAUAUCUUAAUAGACUCUCUUACGCCCUAUGUUAACAGAGAUAUGCUUACCUUGCAUCAUCCUACUGUCAAAGGCCUCUCAUUUUCGGAAAGACUGCAAGAUAAGGUCAUCAGUCCUAUACGGUUCAUCCUCAAGGCAUGGCCUACAAUACAAAGCAUCAAUAAAAAAAAGCGAGCAAUCGGAGUGGACCCGAUUGUGCAUCCUUCAGAGCUACCAAAAGACUCUUUCAAGCUUGUCAACUCCUUCUUUGGCUUUGAGCCUUCUCGCCCCGUUGGUCCACUUGUAGAGGUCAUAGGUCCCAUUAUCCCCAAAACUCACCCUGUUCUCAACACUGAUCUUCAGCAGUUCCUGGAUAAUCAUCGCAGAGUUGUCUAUGUCGCUUUUGGUCAAGUGGCUAUCCCUAGCCCCAAAGACAUUCAACUGAUCUUGACAUCACUUUUGGAAAAUAUGGAAGCAGGCAAGCUUGAUGGGGUCAUCUGGGGUACCCGCGGCAUCCAAGACCUCUUUCCCGAGUACUUGACAACACGCUCCAAUACCACAUAUGACGUAAAAAGCUUCUUUGAUAAGCCAGCGAAUGGUAGCAACAUUGCCUUUGUCAAUUGGGCGCCACAAGUAGCUAUCCUUCAUCAUCCUUCGACUGCAAUGUUCAUAACACACGGUGGCGCAGGCUCUCUUUUUGAAUCGAUGUACGAGGGCGUUCCUGUAGCCAUCUUUCCUUUCUUUGGUGAUCAGCCUGGUAAUGCUAAAACGAUGGAAGAAAUUGGCAUUGGCCGCUGGUUGAAGAGAGACUAUGAUCAGUCAACGGCAACUGCUCUUAUUGAAGAAAUCCUUGAGGACAAGACUGGAAAAUACAAGCGAAAUAUCAACCGCUUCAAGGCUAUAGCUCAAAUCAGAUCAAGAAGUGGAGUCACUCGUGGAGCUGAUGUUGUUGAAGAAGCUCUGUUUACACAUGAAGAUGGAAAGAUAACUCAUAGAAGAGAUGUCCGAAGAGAACUCUCAUUCAUUAAAGCAUACAAUCUGGACAUCUACGCCUUUGUGGCUGCUUUCUUGGUGGCAUCCGUAUCCAGUGCAGGGUACCUUGUGUAUAAAGCGUACUUGUACAUCCAAAAGAACACAGACCUCCUUGCUCAGCAAAGGUCCAAAAGCCAAAAGUUAAAGAAGAUAUAGGGACGUUGUACUCUGAUCAUUGUUGAAGUAUAUAUGCAGAAUAAAAAUAAAAUCGAACUUUAGAUAACCCAUUUUAGGAUACUCAAUAUAUCUUGUCUUUUUUUUUUUGU